AGUUUUGUUUAUCUUUAUAAUUGUGGUUUAUUUUAUGAAUUGGAAAAUUUAUAAUAUCCAAUACCAUUUAUAAUAUGGAACAAUGGACGAAUUCAUGCCGUGCUUGCCUCGGAAGAGCUGAGCGUUUCUCUCAUUUUAUUUACGAGCACAUAAGUCCUGAACAGUAUUUCUAUUGUACAUCAAUCGAGGUAAAAUACAAUGAUGGACUUCCAAAGGCUUUAUGUGACCAUUGUUACAUAUUUAUUAAUGAGUUUAUAGAAUUCAAAUCAAGAUGUAUUCAGACAGAAAACAAAUUACAUACAUUGUUAUUAGAAGAAGAACUUUCUUUGAAAUUAGAAAAAAAAGAUACAACCGAGAAUGUGGUCGCUACACAGAAUACAAUAAGUGGAGAUGGGCUUAUUGCUCUAGAAACAACAUACAAUUUAAAAAUUGAAAUAGAAGAUGGUAAAGAAGAUGAAGCAGAAGAAAUUUUAAGUGACAUCCAUAAUGAUGACACACAGAAGGAUAUUGAAAACCAUGUUGAGGCAACUAAUGCAAGUUCAGUAAAACUUAUAAAGUCAACCAAAAAGGUUAUAAAAGCAAGAAACCCAAUGAAUUACAAUUGCGAGCAAUGCAAUAGGAAAUUUUCAUCUGAAAAACGGCUGCAGAACCAUAUCAUAAUAUGCCCUCACAAAGAAGGAAAAGGGGAAUUUAUAGAGUGUAAUAUAUGCCACAAAACCUACAAGGGUACUUCGAGCCUCCGCUGCCACAUAAAGUCUUGUCACACUGACUAUACUUUCAAGGAUUUGACAUGCAAGAUUUGCUCUAAAGUCUACAGUAGUCCCCACACUCUCAAGAGUCAUCAGAAAACUCACGAGCAAAAAUGGCAGCGAGUCUGUGAGGAGUGUGGAAAAGUGUUUAAGAACUCUGCUACAUAUAAGCACCACUUAGACACGCACGUCAAGAACCGCGAACGCAACUAUCCAUGCGAGCACUGUGGCAAAAAAUUCAUCAAUAAGAAGGUCUGUGCCAGUCACAUCUACAUACGCCACAGGAACAGACAGUACAUAUGCGAUUACUGCAAUUAUGUGUUCUCAGAGAAAGCGUACCUUAAACAACACAUUAUGCGCCACGAAGGAAGAAGCCCUAUGUACCAAUGUGACGUAUGUUUAAGGUCAUUAACGUCCAAACCAUCUUUAAAGGCCCACAAAAGAAUACACACAGGUGAGAAACCAUACUGUUGCAAGUAUUGUUCUAAGAGCUUCGCUCGCCAAGUGAGGUUGGAGGAACACGAACGGAACCACACUGGAGAAAAACCUUUCGAGUGUGUUGUGUGUGCAAUGAGGUUCUCCAGACGGAAUUCUAGGAGGAGGCAUAUGAAGGUGCAUAAUAAGUAGCAUGUAUGCAAAAAAAGUAAACAGUUAACAGCUUUAUUUAUAUAAGCAUGCCAAGGACCUUAAUAUAAAAAUUAAAACUAUUAAAUAGAGUUAUUAUAUUUAUUUAAACUGUACAUUUACAAGAAUAAAUAUCAAUUUUAUCUUUCAUUUGCAACUUAGCUGCAGUUACUUAAUUUCUAGUGAACAUGAAAUAUUUUUUGUUGUGAUUUAUGGAGAAUAAUUUUAAUUGGUUUUACAAAUAAAUUAUUUACACAA
Cydia pomonella (codling moth) is the source of this 1631-nucleotide messenger RNA. RefSeq names its product zinc finger protein OZF-like. Bases 75 to 1376 code for a protein of 433 amino acids. The record is from RefSeq and is a predicted model, not a curated record. The transcript is spliced from 6 exons. Gene Ontology annotation, biological process: regulation of transcription by RNA polymerase II. Gene Ontology annotation, molecular function: DNA-binding transcription activator activity, RNA polymerase II-specific; RNA polymerase II cis-regulatory region sequence-specific DNA binding; zinc ion binding. NCBI's taxonomy places the organism in Eukaryota, Metazoa, Arthropoda, Insecta, Lepidoptera, Tortricidae. Gene Ontology annotation, cellular component: nucleus.